ACCAUAAUAAUAUCAAAAAAAAAAAACAAAACAAAAAAAAACAGAGCGGAAUUGUUUAUGACCAUGAGCACACCGGCGAAAAACAACGGAACUGGCUUAGAGGACGUGAAUAUACCUGGACAGGCGUACCUGCGCGAGGCCCUCACCUCCUGCACGGACCCCCUGAAGGCCAUCGAGAGUUUCCAGCUGGAGAAUGGGGUGUUGCUGCCGUCACUGCGGCCUAUGCUGCCGCUCCUCGACCUGCACGGUGUCCGGCGGCUGGACUUCCACACGUCACUGAUGGAGGAGCUGCGGGACAAGCUGAUCGCCCACAUCAACGAUCUGGGCCAGAAGGAGGCUCGGGAACGCGACAAGAAGCUGAAGGAGUUGCUGGUGAAGAGCUUCCCGGUGGUGCGGGUUAAGUCCCUGCGACCAGUGGUGAUGGCCAUUUUGCGGAACACCCAGCACAUCGACGACAAAUACCUAAAGAUCCUUGUCCGGGACCGUGAGCUGUACGCCGAUACGGACACGGAGGUGAAGCGACAGAUUUGGCGCGACAACCAGAGCCUGUUUGGUGACGAGGUGUCGCCGCUGCUGUCCCAGUACAUUCGCGAGAAGGAGCACAUUCUGUUCGACCACACCAACCUUAACAACCUGUUCUUCCAACCAACGCCGAAGGUGCGCCGGCAGGGCGAGGUGGUCCAGAAGCUGGCCAACAUGAUCGGGACGAGCGUGAAGCUGUACGACAUGGUGCUGCAGUUCCUCCGCACUCUCUUCCUACGCACCCGCAACGUCCACUACUGCACGCUGCGCGCCGAACUGCUGAUGGCCCUGCACGAUCUGGAGGUGCAGGAGAUCAUCUCGAUUGAUCCCUGCCACAAGUUCACCUGGUGCCUGGAUGCCUGCAUCCGCGAGAAGAACGUGGACAUCAAGCGGUCACGCGAGCUGCAGGGCUUCCUCGACAACAUCAAGCGCGGCCAGGAGCAGGUGCUGGGGGAUCUUUCCAUGACCCUGUGCGACCCCUAUGCCAUCAACUUUCUGGCCACGUCGGCCAUCAAGAUCCUCCACCACCUGAUCAACAACGAGGGCAUGCCGCGCGACAACCAGAUCCUCAUCCUUCUGCUGAGAAUGCUGGCCCUGGGGCUGAGUGCUUGGGUGAUGAUCGACUCGCAGGACUUCAAGGAGCCGAAGCUGGACUGCCAGGUGGUGACCAAGUUCCUGCCCGCCCUCAUGUCGCUGAUAGUGGACGAUCAGUGCCGCAGUCUGCACGGAAAGCUGCCACCGGACGAGCGAGAGUCCGCCUUGACCACCAUCGAGCACUCGGGCCCGGCUCCGGACGCCGUGGAGGCCUACAUCCGGGAGAGCUCCGUUGCCAGCAUCCUGGCCAUGUACUACACGCUACACACAGCCCGGCUUAAGGAUCGCGUGGGCGUCCUCCGGGUGCUGGCCAUUCUCUCCGCCUGCAAGGACGAUCGCGCCUACGAGGAUCCCUUCCUGCACUCGCUGAUCGCCCUGCUUAUUCCCAUGAGCGAGGAGUUCUCCACCGAGGACUUCUGCACGACCCUCUUCGAUGAGUUCAUCUUCGCCGGCCUGACCCGGGAGAACGUAACCUCGCGACACAUGCUCAAGCUGCUCUGGUACGUCCACAACAAGCUGCCGGCCGGACGCCUCGCCACCCUGAUGAAGGCCAUGCAGCCGACGACCGCCCACAACGAGCACAUCCACAAGCUGUACGAGACGCUGCAGGAGCGGAUCGGUGCCGGGCAGGCGGAGACGCCUGUUAUCGAGGCUCCGCCAAUCGAGUUCGAUUCGCCGCUGAAGAGCGUGCCAACGCCAGGUCCACACUAUAACGCCCAAUAGCCCGAGGCGCCGGCGGCCGCUGUCCCAGCUCCGGCACCGGCUAUAGCACCAGCUAUAGCUCCAGCGGCUGUCGUCGGAUAAUGGAUACCACCUCAAUCACAACCCCAACCAAUAUACCCAUAACGGUCGAGUUAGAGACCUUGGAGCUAGCUUUCGCUUGUAGCCCUCGUGCGCUCAGGAUAAGAAUAUAUUUUGUUUAGAAUUAAGCAUAACCACCAGGAGGAAGGAGGAGUAUCAUACACGUUAUAUAAAGGAUAGGGAUACAUAUUUACAUAUGUAUGUAUGUAAUACGGUGUAGCCAGUAAAAGGAUUUAGUAAUUGUUACGGCCCGUAUAACUACCGGCCCGGAUCUAGUACACAGUAUAGAGUACAAAUCUAAAGAUAUAUAUCGUUUGUGGGCUUUAAUCAAUUUUUUUUUUUUUGUUUUUCUUACUAUGACUAUCUCUGUAUUUUAACGGCUAUAUAUAUAUAUAUUUUACAAA
Molecule: messenger RNA, 2321 nt
Organism: Drosophila bipectinata
Lineage: Eukaryota; Metazoa; Arthropoda; Insecta; Diptera; Drosophilidae
Gene: NELF-B
Product: negative elongation factor B
Biological process (GO): negative regulation of transcription elongation by RNA polymerase II
Cellular component (GO): NELF complex; nucleus
Source: RefSeq, a predicted model, not a curated record